This is a messenger RNA of Trichogramma pretiosum, 1661 nucleotides long. RefSeq names its product zinc finger protein 658B-like. The record is from RefSeq and is a predicted model, not a curated record. Gene Ontology annotation, molecular function: DNA-binding transcription factor activity, RNA polymerase II-specific; RNA polymerase II transcription regulatory region sequence-specific DNA binding. Lineage: Eukaryota; Metazoa; Arthropoda; Insecta; Hymenoptera; Trichogrammatidae. The coding region runs from base 27 to 1502 and encodes 491 amino acids. Gene Ontology annotation, cellular component: nucleus. The transcript has 3 exons. Gene Ontology annotation, biological process: regulation of transcription by RNA polymerase II.
CGUUAAUAAUAUACCAAGUUUGAAAGAUGGAAUCCAGUGAUUUAUUUAAUUCCGUCGUCAGAGUGAAAGACGAACCUUGUGAUGUGUCACUGAUUGAAAAUGAUGGAAUUACUGAAAACUCACCCGAUGUUAAGAACUUUCAAAUUUCAAAAUUUUUCCCAGAAAAUUCAGCCCAAACGCUUCGAGAAUAUGACGAAAAUCAAAAAACUGAGCUUGACGAGAUCAAAGUUGAAUUAGAGUGUGUGGACAUGAAGCCUGAAAUGAAUUUUUUGGUAAUUAAGAAAAUUGAAGGUGAUUCUCAAAAAUAUAACGCUGAUUAUAAGAUUAAAAACACAAUCAAAGUGGAAACGGCAGAGACAGCGAAAAAAGAUAAUAACGAAGAAUAUAACGAUAAAGUGAAUAGCAGUGUCACAUACGAGUGUGAUAUUUGCAGAAAAAAAUUCACAAACAAGAGUAGAUUCAAAACUCAUAUCGACGGUGUCACACAUGUAUGCGAUAUGUGCCAAAAAACAAUCUGCCAAAAAAAAUCUCUCCAAAUUCACGUGAGUAAUGAGCAUAAUGACGUAGGACAUGCAUGUGAUGUGUACGGAAAGAAAUUUUCUCGACCGCAACAUCUCAAAAGGCACGUGAAAGCGUUGCACAAUUGUAAACUUUCAUGCGGUAUAAGUCAAAAGUCAUUCUCACGAAAAAAUAAUCUGAAAAACCACCUCUAUACAAUACACAAUGGUGUCAAACAUGCAUGUGGCACGUGCGGAAAGAAAUUUUCGUCAAAGAGUAAUCUCAAAAUGCAUAUGGAUGCGAUUCACAAUGGUGUCAAACAUGCAUGUGAUAUUUGCGGAUAUAAAUUUACAAAUAAGAGUAAUCUCAAAAAGCACAUUGAUGCGAAGCACAAUGGUGUCACACAUGCAUGUGAUAUUUGCGGAAAGAAGUUCUCAGAUAAGAGUAAUGUCAAAAAACACAUUGACGCGAUGCAUAAUAAUAUCACCCACGCAUGUGGCACGUGCGGAAAGAAAUUUUCAUCAAAGAGUUAUCUAAAAAAUCACAUUGAUGCGAAGCACAAUGGUGUCAACACAAAUGCAUGUAAUAUAUGCGGAAAUAAGUUCGCAAGGAAGAGCUAUCUACAAGUCCACAUGGAUGCGAUGCACAAUGGUGUCAAACAUGCAUGUGAUAUUUGCGGAAAUAAAUUUAUAGAAAAGGGUAGUCUCAAAAAGCACAUUGAUACCGUGCACUAUGGUAUCAAAUGUGCAUGUGAUAUUUGCGGAAAGUCAUUUUCACUAAAAGGCAAUCUCAAACGACACAUCGAUACGGCGCACAAUGGUAUCAAUCACCCAUGUCAUACUUGUGGUAAGACGUUUACACGAAGGCGUAGUCUGAAAAUCCACGUCGAUGCUGUACAUAAUAAAAUCAAUCACACAUGCGAGGUGUGUGGAAAAAUAUUUGGAUAUAAAAAAAAUCUCAGAGCCCACGUGGCUAUGGCACAUCACUCACGCAUUACGACUUAAUAAUAAUGUAUCAAUUUUAUGGUUAAAUUAUAUUUUACGGUCAAAUUUAAAUUUAUUAUGACAUUAUCGGUUUCUAUUGUGUAACACUAUCUCACUAUGUAAAAACAACCUUCAUAUUUCAAUAAAAUCCAAUGACUUUAUCUGAGAAAUAGAACUAUA